AUGCGCUUCGCUCCUCUUCUCUGGUCCUUCGUCUCCUCCUCGCUACUCGCCUCGGCCACCAUCCUCGAGAAUGGCCAGGAGAGACUGAACCCGUGGCCCGGCCAGGCCCCGAACAUCUCGCUCGACGACUCCUGGCGAAACUACGAUGCCGGUGCCCCGGAGAUUUCCUACAAGGGCCGCUGGGAUAGCAAACAUAUCGGUUGGUGGUCAGCCCCCGGCAUCAAAACCGAAUUUACUGGCGACCGAUUGGCCGUGAGCUUCGGUGAACACACGACGGAGGGAGUGUUGGUGGCUUAUCGUAUCGGUUCCCUCGACUGGCUCUUCUCGAACGUGACCGCCGAUACCACUUACCAAUUUGUCUCGCCCGACACGGACAUGGGCGAUAAGCCCGUCGGAGACCCCAAGAUUUUCGAGCUGCGAAUCGCCGGUGUCUCUGUUGCCAGUGAUGCGCACCUCAACAAGGUUGAAAACUUCAAGCGCCGAGUGGAAAUUAUUGGUGGAUCUCUUGCUUCCGGACAAUAUGGCACUUACGAGACUCUCUCCUCGUGGGCCUGGCUCUACGGAGCUGGACUCGGGAAUGUGGAGUUCGACAUUACGGCUUAUCCCGGAGCCUGUCUUGCGGACAUGAAGUGCUACGGCGGAGGCGUUCACGGCAUGCCCUGGUGGUGGCACCGCGCUUCUGACCCCGGUACCCGUGCUCGUGAAAUGUACGACCACGACCCCGAAGAAUUCGACGUCCGUCGCGACCAAGACGCCGAUCUGGUCGUCAUCCAGAUGGGUGGCAACGACCACCGUUCGCCUAACGAAAUCUCGGGCCCCGAUUUCUACCACGACUACAUCCGUCUGAUUGACGAUAUUCACGGCAUCUGGCCCAAGGCUAUCGUUAUCGUUAUGACCCAAUGGGGCGUCUGGACCAAGACCGGAACCGAAUGGGUCCCCAACUCCGUCUACGAGUCCGAGAUCAAGCGCGUCCACGACCACUACAAGGAGAAGGGCUUCGUGCACUGGUUCGACACCGCCGGUAUCCUGCAGCACAACGACAUCAACCCCAAGAACCACCCCACAGAUGUCGGCCACAUCAAGCUGGCCAGCCACCUGCUGCAAUGGACCCGGAUGAUCAUGAGAUGGCCCCUCGAGCCCAUGGGCGAAGUCCAGCACGGUACCGAGUACUGGAACAACAUGCAGCAGUACUAG
Aspergillus melleus is the source of this 1194-nucleotide messenger RNA. RefSeq names its product SGNH/GDSL hydrolase family protein. The record is from RefSeq and is a predicted model, not a curated record. Bases 1 to 1194 code for a protein of 397 amino acids. The transcript is spliced from 10 exons. NCBI's taxonomy places the organism in Eukaryota, Fungi, Ascomycota, Eurotiomycetes, Eurotiales, Aspergillaceae. Gene Ontology annotation, molecular function: carboxylic ester hydrolase activity.